Molecule: messenger RNA, 1327 nt
Organism: Anopheles coustani
Lineage: Eukaryota; Metazoa; Arthropoda; Insecta; Diptera; Culicidae
Product: rubber oxygenase-like
Exons: 6
Coding region: 137-1177 (346 amino acids)
Molecular function (GO): oxidoreductase activity
Source: RefSeq, a predicted model, not a curated record
CAGAAGUGAAACGAGAUGGUCAGUGCGUAACAUCCUGUUUGAUACAGAAAAGUGGUUGAGAUAUUGCACCGUCGAUGACCGUUAGAAGAAAUAAGUGAUAACUCGUCGAUGAAACUCCUAGGCCAGUGUGAUCAGCAUGGAAACAAACGGUAGCACAAAACCAGUCCAUUUGAAAACUGCAUCAUACAUCGAAAGACUCGAGGAAGGCGCAAACAUUUCGGUGGAUCUUGGACCGAUCGAGCUCCCGGAGUGGUAUGAUGACGUAAAAUACAAAAGGGCGCAGGAAUUUUUCAAGCGUAACUUUUACGCCAUGUUCGUGGGCAAACUGUGCGGUUUGCUCGCGAUCAUUGCGGUACCGUCGAUCUUGCGGGUGCUGAUACAUACGAACCAAUCGUCCGAACCACGGACCGCUUACCGGCGCUACGUGGCUACGAUUAUGCAUACGCUCGAAUGGUACUACGAAGCGUUGGUUCCCUCGUCUAAAUCGUGGAAAUCGAUCACUUUCGUGCGAAAAACACAUGCCGGCGUAAGCAAGCAGGCGAACAGUGUCCAUCCCGGCAUGAUCAUAUCCCAGAAGGAUAUGGCAAUUACACAAUUUGGUUUCAUUGGCUACAUUAUCAUUAGCCAUCGUAAACUUGGCAUACAGUAUGGACCGGGCGAUUGGGAUGCUUUCGUACAUUUCUGGCGCGUCAUCGGGUACAUGAUGGGAAUAGAAGAUAGAUUCAACGCUUGUUCCGAUAGCUUCGAAACCACCGAGAAACGCAUGUCACUGAUAGCAAGCGAAAUUCUUCAACCGGCUCUACUCAACCGCACGUCCGAGUUCGAAAAAAUGGGCCGAGCACUCAUCGAGGGCCUCUGGUGUUUCAAUCCGUUCGUUUAUUACGAUAGCUUCCUGUUUCUCACGAUGCGUCUAAACAACAUUCCCGGUUAUCACUACUGGGACGAGGAAGCGCCCGCCAAGGCGCAUCACAAAAGCCACUACGAGCAGCUUACCCGAUACGCCCGUUUCGUGCUCUUCGCUAUAUCGUACAUUCUAUCGGUGUUGAUGAAUUUGGCCAUUUUCCGGUGGUAUUUCAACAGGCAAAUGAUUAUGUCACGAUUCCUCAUCACGCACUUUCCCUUUCUGGCGAUUCACCAGUAUGGCAUUGAGGAUGCGUACGUGCGUAUUUUAAAGUGACCAAAAUUGUGUCUACCCUCGUAAGUACAAAUUUGGUAGUCUGACCUGUGCAUUGACUAGCAGUUUCUUAACAAUCGAACGAUCUAUUUCAGUAUUUUACUACGAUUUCAGCAAUCAAACAAAGCUAAGCUUUCGUGAGGGAAAAAGUUU